Onthophagus taurus is the source of this 2847-nucleotide messenger RNA. NCBI's taxonomy places the organism in Eukaryota, Metazoa, Arthropoda, Insecta, Coleoptera, Scarabaeidae. The record is from RefSeq and is a predicted model, not a curated record.
UUUAAUCGCUUUAUUCAUUUUUGUGAAUUUUUUUAGGUUCGGGAUUUGGUGGCUCAAUGUACCUGCCCCACUCAGUUCCCCAUGAUUCGCGUUUCGGAGGGAAAAUAUCGCAUCGGCGACACAAAAGUUCUUAUUUUUGUUCGAAUUCUAAGAAAUCACGUUAUGGUGCGAGUCGGGGGCGGAUGGGACACCCUGGCUCAUUAUUUAGAUAAACACGACCCCUGUAGGUGUCGCGCCCAACAUAGGCCCACCACGCAAAGCGCGAAAUUAAUUAAUAAACCCGGAACUAACGAUUUAGUGGGGGCGCAUGUUCAUUACGAGAGAAUCAACACACAAAAUCAAGAAACCCCCAAACAAUAUCUUAGCCUCCCGCAUUCAGACCGCGGCCGAUCAAGGUCCCCAUCUCAACCCUUAACCAGAAGAUCUUUAAGCCCCAACAUACAACGAAAACAACUUUCCGUCCCAAUAAGCCGAUCCAGGAGUCCAACCCCCAAUUUUGUAUCUCACACCAAAUGGACAAUGAAGAAUAAUCACGGCCCAUCGUCGUUACCUUAUAUUCCAAAUAACGAAAAACCUAACUUAAACGAAACCAAGUUAAACGAAACAAAAUUAAAUGAAUCAAAAACGAAUUUUAAUGAAACGAAAUCGCAAAACGGGAGUCCCAUCAAAUUGGCAAAACACGCGAACGCGAAAAACGCGUCAAAUAUCAUUUCGAGUCUCCAAAUUCCGGUUCAUUGUAAAACGGAGGCGAGCUUGCACGUCUCCGACCACAGCACGGACCAUAGUGAUAACACAUCCGAAGUUUCCGACGAGGGGUAUCGAAGUUUGGGGGUGGUGCAAGGCGAUAGGAGGAAUAGGAACUCGAUUUACAGCCAAAACUCGGCCGAGGAUGCAGAAUUAAGCGAGCAUCAAGAUAUCGACGACGUCGAUGACACGAACGAUAUUGGGCUGCGAAAAACUCACUUCUCCGAGAAGAUUUACAAGGAUAACCCGGAUGUGCCGAAAUUCGUCAAGCCGUUAACCACGAAUCACCAUCAAGUGGCGUCGCCGAAGAUGCCGGGGCGCUCUAAUUCAAUCGACGUUAUCGAGAUGACUAAAAUCCCGCCGGUUUCGCCGAGGAAGAUGUCUCAAAAGAAUUCAAGCGGAACUGGGAGCUUGAAUGGGCGCCAAAAGCAAUCUCGGCCUAGUUUGACGAGCGAAACUUUUACCUCGCCGUUUUCGAGGGCUUCCCCGGCGAGGAGGAGCAUCGCGACAUCUUCCCCGGUUAGGAAGAUACAAUCGGCGAAUACCAGCCCGACCAAAUUGAAUCUACGUCAAGAAUUGAUCAACGCAGCGAAGCAUUCGAACGAUGAGACGAGCAUGGUUGAGGAGGUUCAUAAGUUGUUGAAGCAAUACGUUAGUCAGAAUUCGUUGAAUGAGUUCAAUGAUGAUGUUGUUAAGAGGAGUACAAGGAAAGAUUCGAGGCCGAAUUUGCAAACUUCUAGAAUCCCCGCUCCCGUUUCAAGUAAAAUGAUUUAAAUUAAAAAGGUGCAAAUUUUUUUAAUAAGAAGGUGCUUACUUUUUAGGAGAAUAUAUCUAUACUUGUUAAUUUCUUUUUUAAGUUUAGCAACAAAAAAAAAUUAGUUUUUAUGGAACUAACAAGUUACCCAAUCUUAAUUAAUUAAUUUAAUUCUUUAAUUUAAUUUUUUAUUAAAAUAACAGCUCAAUAUAUUAAAUCACGAUAUAUCUAAAGUACAUAUUUUAAAUGGAUAGAGUUUUUAGCGAGUAUUUUUCUAAGACGUGAAAAUCAAAAAGAUAUUUUGAGGGGAAAUUAUAAUACGUUAAAUUAAAUCAAAUUAAUAACAUUCCAUCUCAUUUUAUUUAAAAAAUAAGGAAAUAAAAGACAUUUAUCAUGGAGUUUUUUUGUUGAAUUUAUCGUUAAGCUUCGUUGUUGUAUCAAAAUCUUUUUUAAUUAAAUAAACACCUCUAUUUAUAUCAUUAACAAUAAAAAAAAGAUUUAUUUAUGUUUAAACGCUUUCAGUUAUAAAUUUUCUUUUAAAAUCGUACUCCACGGAGAUUUCGCAACAACACAAAUAGCAAUAAGAACAAUUUGGGGCGAAAUAAGUGCACCUCAAAGCGGGAAGAUUCGGUUUACACCAAGAUUUCUACAACAAAUAAUUAAUUAAUUAAACAUUUUAUAAUAAUAAUAAUAGUAACAUCUUACUUUAUUAAUUUGAAAUUUGCAACAAGAACAGGAUGAAAUUGAAACGCAAAAGUGACAUUUAAAAUUGGAUUCUUUUGGUUUACACAGUUGGCAUUUAAAUGGGUUCGAUUUAACGCAAAAUCGUAAAUAUAACACUAAAAUUAAAAUCGGAUUAAUUGAAUUGAUUAAAAUUGCGAUCUUACCGAAUAAAAUUGCUAAAAUGUAAGCUAAAAUUCCGAUUAAAACCCAAAUUUCGAUCCCGAAUUGUUUAAAAUCGAUCAUAAUUGAUUUAAUCGAAAUCUGUCAUUUGUCACUUUGUUUUGUAUUUAUAGGUUAUGUUAUUUUAUUCGUUUCUUUUGUGUCUUAUUUUAAUUAAAUCGAGUGAAUAUUAAACGAAAUGCUUUAAAAACGCAAAAUAAUCUUUAAAUGGAUUGAUGUUGCUGGUAAGGUUUAAAUGAUUAAAUUAAUCUAAAUAGUAAUACUUUAUUUGUUUUUUAGGGGUUGCAAAGAGACGGUUUCUUUGCGAUUUAUCCUACGAUUAAGGAAAAGAUGUAAUAGAAGAAGAAGCUGCUGUAUACCAUAAAAACAUGGAAUACCAAAAAAAUGCUAUUUGUACUUCUUUUGUAAAGUUGAUCUAUAUUUAAAAUAAAUUAUUAUUAAACCUA